Messenger RNA from Peronospora farinosa, 1965 nucleotides. The record is from the annotation of a GenBank genome assembly. NCBI's taxonomy places the organism in Eukaryota, Oomycota, Peronosporomycetes, Peronosporales, Peronosporaceae.
AUGGCUCAGACUGUCUCUGGAUACUCGGUCGGCAUUGAUCUCGGUACGACGUACUCGUGCGUCGGUGUGUGGCAGAAUGACCGCGUAGAGAUUAUUGCUAACGACCAAGGUAACCGUACGACGCCGUCCUACGUGGCAUUCACGGACACGGAGCGUCUUAUUGGUGAUGCCGCUAAGAACCAAGUGGCUAUGAACGCACACAACACGGUGUUCGACGCCAAGCGCCUCAUUGGUCGCAAGUUUUCGGACCCGAUCGUUCUAGCUGACACGAAGCACUGGCCUUUUAAAGUCACGUCUGGUGCCGGUGACAAGCCACAGAUUACGGUGCAAUUCAAGGGCGAGUCAAAGACGUUCCAGCCUGAGGAGAUCUCGUCCAUGGUCCUGAUUAAGAUGCGUGAGGUGGCGGAAGCUUUCAUCGGCAAGGAGGUGAAGAAUGCAGUGAUUACGGUACCGGCCUAUUUCAAUGACUCGCAGCGUCAAGCCACCAAGGACGCCGGUGCCAUUGCUGGACUUAAUGUGCUCCGUAUUAUCAACGAACCGACGGCUGCUGCUAUUGCCUAUGGUCUGGACAAGAAGGGCGGCGAACGUAACGUGCUGAUCUUUGAUCUUGGCGGCGGUACCUUUGACGUGUCGCUACUAAGCAUUGAAGAGGGCAUUUUUGAGGUGAAAGCCACAGCUGGUGACACGCAUUUGGGUGGUGAGGACUUUGACAACCGUCUGGUAGACCACUUCACCCAGGAGUUCAAGCGUAAGCACCGCAAGGACAUUACGGAGAACCAGCGUGCCCUCCGUCGUCUACGUACAGCGUGUGAGCGCGCAAAGCGUACACUCUCGUCGUCGGCACAGGCGUACAUUGAGAUUGAUUCUCUGUUCGAUGGUAUUGAUUUCAACUCGACCAUCACGCGUGCGCGUUUCGAAGACAUGUGCGGUGACUACUUCCGCAAGACGAUGGAGCCUGUGGAGAAGGUGUUGCGUGACGCAAAGCUGUCCAAGAGCCAGGUGCACGAGGUGGUACUUGUUGGUGGGUCGACGCGUAUCCCCAAGGUGCAGCAGCUGCUGUCGGACUUCUUUAACGGCAAGGAGCCCAACAAGUCAAUUAACCCUGAUGAGGCUGUUGCCUACGGUGCUACCGUCCAGGCUGCCAUUCUGAGUGGCAACGAUUCAUCGGAGAAGCUACAGGACCUGCUUUUGCUGGAUGUGACGCCUUUGUCGCUUGGUCUAGAGACGGCUGGUGGUGUCAUGACGACGCUGAUUGCACGUAACACGACUGUACCGACCAAGAAGUCGCAAACGUUCUCGACAUACGCGGACAACCAGCCGGGUGUUCUGAUCCAGGUGUUUGAAGGCGAGCGGUCCAUGACACGCGACAACAAUUUGCUGGGCAAGUUUAACUUGGACGGUAUCCCGCCCAUGCCUCGUGGCGUGCCUCAGAUUGACGUAACCUUCGACAUCGAUGCGAAUGGCAUUUUGAACGUGUCGGCUGUGGAGAAGUCGACGGGCAAGGAGAACAAGAUCACGAUCACAAAUGACAAGGGUCGUUUGUCGCAGGCUGAUAUUGACCGUAUGGUGUCGGAAGCCGAGAAGUACAAGUCGGAGGACGAGGCUAAUAAGGUGCGCAUUGAGGCCAAGAACGCUCUUGAGAACUACUCCUACAAUUUGCGUAAUACGCUCAACGACGAGAAGUUGAAGGACCAGAUUUCGGAGGAUGACAAGAAGGCGAUUGAGGACAAGGUGACCGAGACCAUUAACUGGUUGGAUGCAAACCAGUCAUCGGAGAAGGAGGAGUACGAAGGAAAGCAGAAGGAGCUCGAGGGUGUGGCCAACCCGAUUCUGCAGAAGAUGUACGCUGCUGCUGGCGGUAUGCCUGGUGGUAUGCCCGGCGGCAUGCCUGGUGGCAUGCCCGGUGCUGGCGCUCCCCCUGCUGGCGCGCCGGACCAGGGCCCCAAGAUUGAGGAAGUCGAUUAA